Molecule: messenger RNA, 4739 nt
Organism: Chlorocebus sabaeus (green monkey)
Lineage: Eukaryota; Metazoa; Chordata; Mammalia; Primates; Cercopithecidae
Gene: EPGN
Product: epithelial mitogen
Biological process (GO): epidermal growth factor receptor signaling pathway; positive regulation of cell population proliferation; positive regulation of mitotic nuclear division
Molecular function (GO): growth factor activity; epidermal growth factor receptor binding
Source: RefSeq, a predicted model, not a curated record
CAGACCGGGCAACAGAGUGAGACUCCAUCUCAAAAUAAAACAAAUAAAUAAAUAAAAAUAAAAAAGAAAGGAAAAAAAGAACUAAAGUUUUCAAUAUGAGUCCUAACAUCUCCCUCCAGAAACUACAAAAAGAAUUGUGAUGGUUUAUUUAAUCUUUUGUAAAUGAUUUCUUCUUAAAUACUCAGCAAUGGUGCAAAGAAGAUUGUUCAAUUUAUAAUUCAAAUGUUAUUUGCCUGGGAAAUAUAUUAUCCAGAAAUUGACUUAGUAAUCAACAGGUUUUAAAAAACCUACAAAAGUAGAAACACAAAAUGUAGACACAUUUAAAGUGAGUCAAGUACUAUUAUAUUAUUUUAACUUUAAAAUGAUGACUCCUGUGGUAAGUGAUUGCCUAAGUUAUAAUGAGUUCAACAAGUUUGUUCUUGUGUGAUUUCUAAUACCACGUUUAUAUUCGAAUAGUGAAAUGGCUCCUUUCUGGUAAAUCUAAUUUGCUGGGUGGACAUGAUGCAAAAGAUAACCUAUCUUGACUUGAAUAUGUUUUUAGGGUUUUGAGGUUUCAAGUUUCAAGAAAAUACAAGCAAUUGAAAUUCCAGGCAGAAAGACUCAAUGCCUCAGGAAGAUAUAUUUAUAAAUUAUUUAUAGUAAUUUGGGGCAAGUGAAAAUUUCUGUAGUUGUAAAAUAUAGUAGCUGUAAUGACAUAUUUUGGCCUUUAAAGUGCCACUUUAAUAAUUACAACUAGAUGAACAUUGAGAAAUAAUUUGAAUGUCGUCUUAACUUGGAAUCUUUCUAUUCAUUGGAUGUAUCCAAACUAAAUGUCAUCUUAAUUUUCUCUUAAUGGAGAAUUUUAAUAUUAUUAUUAUUGCUAUUAUCAUUAUGUUGGUACUUUACUGGUUCUCUGUAGCUUAAUCAUCGGGAUGCAGAUUUAAGCAUUGUUGUUUCUGGAACAUGGUAGCCCAUUUCAUUUACUCAGGAAAAUGUUAAAUAGCAGGAUGACAGAAAGGUGAAUGUUAUACUAUUACAAAUAAUUUUAUUUACAGCACUUAUCAUAGUAAAACUAAGAAACAAACACUAAAAUGGAAUAUGAAAUGUCUGUGUUUUCACAAAUUUAACUGUUAUCUGCAACUAAAUUAACAAGUUAUCUUGAUUUGAAAUAGAACUCAUAGUCUGUAAUGAAAGGUGGUAUAACCAACUACAGUUUCAGGGAUAUUUCUUUUAGAAACAGGUUAUGCUGCUUCCUAAUUUGCAGUUAUGUUUGUUGAACUCCCGUAUAGGUUUCUAGCCUUGUUGGAGCUGGUAUAGUUCUCUUCACACCAAUGGGAGCCUUUCCUGAAAUCACAUUUUGUUUUUGUUGUUUUAAGUACUUUUACAUACAUGAUUAUGCCCACAGGUAACAGGAAACCAAUGUUUCAAAAGAAAAGUUGAUUGCAUUGCUAGAUAAUACAGGUAUCCUAAACAAGUGCGUGAGCGCCCAGAGGCUUUCUGCUGCUGCCAGAAGUACAUAUUUUUUUGAUUGGUAAGAACUGCCAGAUGACGCUUCAUGAAAUAUAAAUGCCACAAAGACUCAGAGCUCAAUAAAAACCUUCCACUCAUCAGUCUAGAAGGAUAAGAGAAGGAAAGUUAAGCAACUACAGGAAAUGGCUUUGGAAGUUCCAAUAUCAGUCUAUCUUUUAUUCAACGCAAUGACAGCACUGACUGAAGAGGCAGCCGUGACUGUAACACCUCCAAUCACAGCCCAGCAAGGUAACUGGACAGUUAACAAAACAGAAGCUGACAACGUAGAAGGACCCAUAGCCUUGAAGUUCUCACACCUUUGCCUGGAAGAUCAUAACAGUUACUGCAUCAAUGGUGCUUGUGCAUUCCACCAUGAGCUAGAGAAAGCCAUCUGCAGGUGUUUUACUGGUUAUACUGGAGAAAGGUGUGAGCACUUGACUUUAACUUCAUAUGCUGUGGAUUCUUAUGAAAAAUACAUUGCAAUUGGGAUUGGUGUUGGAUUACUAUUAAGUGGUUUUCUUGUUAUUUUUUACUGCUAUAUAAGAAAAAGGUGUCUAAAAUUGAAAUCACCUUACAAUGUCUGUUCUGGAGAAAGACGACCGCUGUGAGGCCUUUGUAAAGAAUUUUCAUCAAGGCAUCUGUAGAGAUCAGUGAGCUCAAAAUUGAAGUUUUCACAUGAAACAACAAAACUUGUCAAGCUGACUAGACUCGAAAGUAAUGAAAGUUGGGAUCACGAUGAAAUGAGAAGAUAAACUUCAGCGUUGGCCUUUAGACUUUGCCAUCCUUAAGGAGUGAUGGAAGCCAAGUGAACAAGCUGCAGUGACAGAAGUCAAGUUCAUAGUUUCACUCUGGGUUUUUGUUGUUGUGUGGUUAUUAUUCUCACUACAGAAAGACUGAGUUUCAUGCCCCUGGCUGUGUCAGAUGUGAAUUUUCAUGGGAAUAAUAAUCAACUUUGCAGCAAGCCAAAGCAAUGCCUUGCUUGGGUUCUUCAUGUUCUUACUACCCAGCAUUUUUUACCACCUAGAUGGACCUAAUUCUAUUUGCUCAAUGAACCGUAUCCCAAACUUGUUGUUUUCAUGGUGUCUAAAAGAAUGUGAUGUCAGCUUUUAGAAUGAAAUCAGUGUUAAGGUACCUCCAGUGAACCAAAUAUGUGUCUUAAAUCUAAGCAACUGAAAACAGAAUGGAAAGUCCAAGGCAAAUACAAAUCAUACACAGCUUGUAACAACAUACAGCCUUUAUAUGUUAAAUAUGGAAUAAACUAGAGUUUCUGAAGACUGAAGCUAUCUGGAUAUCAAGUCUGGAGUAGGCAAAGCAUUUCCAUUUCUACAUGGAUUAUAAAAUUUUGUGUUGGAUUCACUGGUCCCUAAUGCUUUUGUUCAUCACUUCCUCCAGUUAUCAGUGGAAUUACCCAUUGAUCAUUCAUUUGGACCGAGAUCCUAGAACUCUCCUACUGAAUAAAAGUCUACAAUUGGCCCUAAAAUAGAAACUGAAAACCGGAUAUAGAAUUUUUUCACCAGACCACAGCAUGUGGAAACUUUCUUUAUAAUUUUUGAACACUUGUUAACAGAUUUGCACAUAAGAGGGAGAGGAAAAAAAAAUGGAGUAACAGUCAAAAUAAUAAGAAUCAGUAUCCAGGCCAAGCGCGGUGGUUCACACCUGUAAUCCCAGCACUUUCGGAGGCUGAGGCAGAUGGAUCACCUGAGGUCAAGAGUUUGAGACGAGCCUGGCUGGUAAAACUCCAUCUCUACUAAAAAUACAAAAAUUAGCUGGGCGUGGUGGCGCAUGCCUGUAAUCCCAGCUACUCUGGAGGCUAACACAAGAGAAUCGCUUGAACCUGGGAGGCAGAGGUUGUAGUAAGCCAAGAUGGCCACCCUGCGCUCCAACCUGGGCGACAAGAACGAAACUCCAUCUGGAAAAAAAAAAAAUCAGUAUCCUUCCUCUUAGUUAUAUUUCUACCACUUAAUUCAAACAGUCAUAUGCAGGUUGCUUAAUUUAUUUGGGCUUUGGUUUCAUUUUCUACAAGGCCCUGGUAGCUCUAAAACUUGAUAGUGGAAUAAGGAAAUGUUUUUCCAAAUGUGCAUUGCCGGUGAGAUCCUCAACAUCAGCAUGUUGAGAUGAACCUCAACCCCACUCUAACCCUGAAACACAUCACUCGAUAUUAUCUAAGGUGUAUAUUUUAGUGUUUAGUUUGUGAAAUAAUUUAUUUUUGAAGGAAAUAUAAAAUAUUAAAGAGUAAUAAUAGCUAUCAUUUUUUAAGAUUCAAUCUAAAACAAUAGACUCUUUUUUUUUUUCCAUUUGUGAUGUAGAUAAGCAAGACAAUUUUGAUCAUGAGUGGUAAAAAGAGGAUCAAACUUGACUAUUCUUGCAAUGGCAGUCCAGCAACAAGCCUUUCAUUUACAUUAAAUUAUAACUUUUCAUUCAUUCCUAAACCAAACUUAAAAUUCUGCUUCCCUUUCUGUAGAAGGUAUUUAACUUGUUUUGUUUUCUCUUCAGAAGGAAUUUAAUGCAAAUGGACUGCAGUCAGCACUUUCUGAAUGUUUUCACACAGUAUGCAAAGCUUACAUCAUACCAAGGAGUGGAGAAUUGAAGUUUCCUCCCAAUGACUCCAGUGACAGACCACACCUAGAAAGCAAUUCUCUUCCUGAGUAUUUCAAAAAGAUGUAAAAUAGCUGGGGAGAGUAUGGGAAGAAAUAAUACAGGAUUGCCUUUAAUUAAUUAAGAACUGCCUCCUGAUAAAAGGAGAAAGAAAUUAAUGCUGGAGUCUGGAGGGGUGAUAACUUUAAAGAUUAUAAAUACUUGUUGUCUGUAAAUACUUAUAAAUUACAAACACAAUAUAAUUAAAAUUAGAACAUCAGGAAGAUAAUUAAAAUCCUCAGAUUGCAAAACCAAAAUGUUAACCAAAACAAAUAGAGAUUCAACUUUUUUCACCUAUAGAAUAGUACUUACUAACAACAUAAAAUCUACCUGUGAGAUUGUGUAGAAACUCAGAGUGUGGCUUAUGAUAACCGUCUGUUUAUGAUAUUUCAUAUAAAACAAUCUUGUGAUCCUGUAGUUCCUAGCAUUAAUUUUGUAGGAAGGCAUUUCUGACAUUCCUAUGGAGCUAGAGCCACAUCUGGCAAUAUUUAAGUACCUAAGCAGAACUUAAGUGGGAAAAUGCAUAAGUAUAAGAUAUUUGGAAAUUGUUUCAUUUUUUUUCUAUAUGCAAGAAGACCCUAAAAAGAGCCUUUCAGUAAAGUUUGUGCUUCAGAACU